Messenger RNA from Abrus precatorius (Indian licorice), 1280 nucleotides. RefSeq names its product protein N-terminal asparagine amidohydrolase. The coding region runs from base 113 to 1144 and encodes 343 amino acids. Gene Ontology annotation, molecular function: protein-N-terminal asparagine amidohydrolase activity. Gene Ontology annotation, biological process: ubiquitin-dependent protein catabolic process. The record is from RefSeq and is a predicted model, not a curated record. Gene Ontology annotation, cellular component: nucleus. The transcript has 9 exons. Lineage: Eukaryota; Viridiplantae; Streptophyta; Magnoliopsida; Fabales; Fabaceae.
UCUCUUGUACGUACGCCAACACCUGCGAUGUAGUGGGAGUAAACUAGCAGCAGUAGCUUGUUUCCAAAGCCAACAAAGCUUUCUUCGUUCUAUUCGUUGAUACCCAAAAAUCAUGAUUUGGGUUGAUGGAGUCCCUUUCUCUACCCAUUCAUCCUCUCAGCCUCAGGGAAAGGAUAUUCUACUUGCUUUGUUGGAAAAUCCCAUUCUGGUAUCUGUCUCAAGGUCUUUGAAGGCUAACCCAGAGAGGAAGUUCUCAGUGUCUGAUGAGUCUGGUCCAGAGAGAUCAAAAUGGGUUUAUAUAUUCCAGAGAGAAUAUGCUACUGUUGACCCCGCACUUGUUGAUUUUGUUGGCACUGAUGAAGCAACAACAUGUGUUGGCCUAGUUAUUCGGAACCAAAGGAAUGGAAUGACAUCAGUUGCUCAUAUGGAUUCACCAAAAAUUGUAGAAAUGGGCCUCUCUCAAAUGUUAUCAUCACAUGUUGACGACAGCUUGGAAGCUGAGUUGGAUGUGCAUCUAAUUGGGGGUUUUGAAGAUGUUUCACUGCAACAUGCUAAUGGUAGCACUGUAUCAGAGAGCCCUGCAGAUUUGGGUCGUUAUUCCUUUCCCUUGUGUUCAAAGAUUGUUCAAACUUUAUGGUCAAGAGAGGAGAAGUUUCACAUCCGGACUAUCUGUGUUCUUGGACAUAAUACCAAAAGAGAUUCUGAUGAAAACACGUACCCCUUUUUCAAUGGAUUUGUGGUGGAGACUAGAAGAGGAAUUAUCAUCCCAGCAAAUUUUGAUAGAACUUCUAGAUGCCCAGAUGAAAUUGUCAGAAGAAUACGAGUAUCUGCUGCUUAUGAAGAUGAAAAUUGGAAUGGAAAGUUACUAGAGACAUAUGAUGGCAGCAUUGACUGUUUCAAAAUUGCUCCUUGUCGCUGGACUAUUAGCCAGUAUCAUAUGGCUUUGUCUCUUCAGCAUUAUUCUGAUUCAGAAAUUCUUUCAAUCUGUUCUACAUCACCUACUACUGAGGCCCCAGAUUUUGUGGAUAAUUUAAGAAGGCAGUGGAAAUAUUUGAUUGAGCAUCCACACUGGACUGACACCUUUCCCAAGAAGCAGCCUCGCACUUUUGCUAGGAGUUCUGAUGGAAGGUGGAGAAGUUGUUGAUGACAUUAGAUUGGGCAAAUCCUCUUAAAUAAUUAGAUUGCCUUAUUAUAUUGGUCAUCUCUGAUUGAAUGUUUCAUUUGUCAUUAUAGCUAUAAGUUAUCAAAUUGCAGUCUCAACUGGUUUAGAUUGUCUUUGC